GCAGCGCUUUUUCAGGCUUUGUCUUCUCUGAAUUAUAUUGCAUGUCGUUUUGAAUAGAGCUUUCCACCGUCUGAAACCAUCCCAAGAUCUGAUCUAGUGCACGCGUCGACUCAUCCACUCAGCAAUUGCGCAUGCGCGUCGGUGGGCUCUAGAGGAGGCUCAUGUUGUCUCUCCGCAGGAAUGACGAGACUCGCUCCACUCUCGUCGACAGGCACGCGCGGAAAGGAAGACUGAAAAUAUUCAUUUGGUGGAAAUAAGGAGGAUACGAUCGAUCACUUCCGAACAAACACCGGAGGACGUCGCCAAACUGGACAUUGUGGAGACAAAAGAAGAUUUCUAAAGGACCUGUCCUCUUCCACUUCAAAGCUGACGUCUCCUGUAUGAGUGUAGCUACAUAUCCAGUGGCAAAGCAUUUUCUAGAUGUGAUGUCUGUCGUGUUUGUCAACAACCUGCUUGUGAAAAUGGGCAUCUGGAUAUGCUUUGAAGAAAACGACUGAUGUUACGUCGAAAAAACGCUUAAAAUGUGACCGUUCCAAUGAGCCUCGAUCCCUCCACUUUUUGUCGGAUUUGAGGAGGCGUCCACUGGGAAUCAGGGCAGUGCAUGUGUCUCGUUUUGGAGAGAGGAGGGAGUGUGCGCGCUGGAGCUGUCCGUUCAGAACCACACACACACACACACACACACAUCUGCCACCAGCGGUGCACCACAAGCCAUCAGCCUCGAACCUUCUCCGGACCUCAUGCUGCGGAGCGCAAAUUCAUGACAACCUCUGCAUUCAUUUAACGUCUUUAUUUUCUCAUUUUCUCUUGGCAUCUGGAGGCAAUACCUUAUUCACCUGACAAGAACAUCAAGCGCUCAUGCAGCGAUUUCCUGCAGUUGCGCUGCCUUUGCGCACCUGUUUUUCUGCGUUCGUUCAGUUAACUCUCUUUUUUCCGUUUCCUAACAAUUGCGCACAUGUAUCCUCCGGGUCUUUCAGCGUUGUAAUGCCUGGCCCGGGCUCGAGACAUGCCUAAGCGACGAGAUGGGCCAGGGCGACGAGAAAGACCGUGUUGUGAUUAACGUGGGAGGGAUUCGACACCAGACCUACCGCAGCACCUUGCGCACUCUCCCCGGCACUCGUUUAGCCUGGCUCGCCGAGCCCGAUGCCCACAGUCACUUCGACUAUGACGCCCAGAUCGACGAGUUUUUCUUUGAUCGCCACCCUGGAGUUUUUGCACACAUUCUCAAUUAUUAUAGGACUGGCAAGUUGCAUUGCCCCGCUGAUGUUUGUGGCCCUCUUUAUGAGGAGGAGCUGGCCUUCUGGGGCAUCGAUGAGACAGAUGUGGAGCCCUGCUGCUGGAUGACGUACCGGCAGCACCGGGAGGCCGAGGAGGCACUGGACAGUUUCGGUGGAGGGCCAGCUGAAAUGGGCAACGAUGAGAUGGACACAGAAGUUUUGGGUGAUCCAGGGGAUGGAGACGAGGAACUUGAGAUGACUAAACGCCUGGCCCUCGGCGACUCACCUGACGCAAAAGGUGCAGGGUUGUGGCAACGUUGGCAGCGUCGUGUUUGGGCGCUCUUUGAAGAUCCAUAUUCCUCUAAAUAUGCAAGGUGGGUGGCAUUUGCCUCGCUGUUCUUCAUACUGGUUUCCAUAACCACAUUCUGCCUGGAGACACACGAGGCCUUCAACCCCAUCAUUAACCGCACAUAUAUUAACCCUGAAGACAACAGCUCCAGGUUUCACUUGGAGACAGAGACGGUGGUCUACUUAACCUACAUCGAGGGAGUGUGUGUGGUGUGGUUCACCUUUGAGUUCCUCAUGCGUGUCACCUUCUGUCCAGACAAAAAGAAAUUCAUAAAAAACACCCUAAACAUCAUAGACUUUGUGGCCAUCCUGCCAUUUUACCUGGAGGUGGGCUUGAGCGGACUGUCUUCUUCUGAAGCGAAGGACGUUCUAGGUUUCCUCAGAGUGGUGCGAUUUGUCCGGAUCCUCCGAAUCUUCAAGCUGACGCGACACUUCGUGGGCCUGCGCGUACUGGGACACACUCUCCGCGCCAGCACCAAUGAGUUCCUCCUGCUCAUCAUCUUUCUGGCGCUCGGAGUGCUCAUCUUCGCCACCAUGAUCUACUACGCCGAGCGAAUCGGUGCCAAUCCCAAUGACCCACGUGCCAGUGAGCACACCCAUUUCAAAAACAUCCCCAUUGGCUUCUGGUGGGCUGUUGUGACUAUGACCACACUGGGCUACGGAGACAUGUAUCCUCAGACUUGGUCAGGCAUGUUGGUGGGCGCACUGUGUGCUCUGGCGGGUGUGUUAACCAUCGCCAUGCCUGUGCCUGUCAUCGUCAAUAACUUUGGGAUGUACUACUCUCUAGCCAUGGCUAAGCAGAAGCUACCAAAGAAAAAGAACAAGCAUAUUCCCCGUGCACCCCAGCUGGGCUCACCUAAUUACUGUAAGUCUGCCAUGAACUCGCCCCACCACAGCCCACAAAGUGACCACUGCGCUCUUGCUGCCCAGGAGGAGGUUUUAGAAAUGAACAGAGCAGAUCCCAAAGUGAACGGUGAGGCAGCUAAAGCAGCGCUGGCCAAUGAGGAUUGUCCCCACAUAGACCAAGCCAUUUCCCCUGAGGACGGCCAGAUCUUUAACCCAAGCGAGCCACGGGGAGACACUCCGUGUUUUCUGCUGAACGUCGGCAGACGAUCCACAAACACGGGCACCCGAGUGAGGAAGGCCGGAAUGUUCUCAGGGAGGUCAGGGGCGGAGCCGGCCGGCCCGACGCAUGGCACACAGGGUUACCCUCUGCUGCAGCUAGGCUGGGCGCACAGCCCAGAAGACGGCCAUGCCAGGGUCACCACCUGAGAUCCAUGCCUGUUUUGCUGUCAUACGCUCAAACCGCUCACAGCAGCCUUAGAUAAAUAAAAGGCCCCUACACGCUAUGUAGCUUUACAGGCUGUCAAUUAUCGUCAGCAAAUGUAGUGUUAUAAAAACAAACACACGUUCAUGUUCUCUCACACCUGUUCUAGUUCUAGUAGACUAAAGAUGACCUUUCCACAAUAAUUACACCAAACUGGCCGUUUCUGAUCACAUUCAAAAGAAUAUCCUGCUAUCAUCCACCAAUUUGUCAUGUGAUCAUUUUCUAACCAAUAGCGCUGUCUGUGUCUUAUGACAUGUUGCUCUGUGUGAGCAUGCUCUGUUUGACUUCAGAUCUUACCCACAGUCAAAAGCACCACAAGAUGGUCAACAUGACCACCAAGCAGAACCACACACACUGUUCCCAACAAAUAUAUGUUUUUGUCUUUGUGUGUUCUACUGUAUGUGUAUGUGUAAGUUUAUGAGAGUUUUGAGAGAUGUGUGUGUGCGUGCGUGUGAGUGUGCAUGCAGUGCUUCAGAUUGCACUGUUAUUUUUUCUGUAGCAUUAUGUUGUGCAUGUGUUGGGGCAGUCCUGCGGCCUUGCUGCACAAUCUGUCCUGAUGCCUGUAUGGUAUUGGAUGAGAAAGUGAAGACUUGGUUUUGCACGAAGGCAAAGGAUAUGAUGGUGUAGAUACAACACUGACAUAUGUGACAUGCUCUUUUAUUUCGAGUCGAAAGUCCCAAUAAGCCAUUAGUGAAGACAUGUGAUAACCAAAAAAAAAAAAAAUACUUUUAAGUUUUCUGUUUUGUUGUUUUAGAUAUAAUAAGAGUCAUAAUAAUCAGAGUCUAUGCUUUCAAAUUAUGUCAGUUUUAUUAUGAAAUUCAAACAAUUUUCCCCUGCCUCAGUUCACACAGCAGCACAUAAAUGCAUGUGAACUGAUCUUCUCUUAAUUUUUAAUAGCGAACAUGAAUGAACAUCAGAGGGUAUGUUGAUACAGUAAUUGUCCAAUACAUUUUUAAACCAUGGAAAGGCGUCAAUGAAAUGGCUUGUUUCACUUAAUGAUAAUAGAAAAAAGUUUUAAAUAAAUUAAAUUGUUGAUAACGCAAAUAAACUCUUUAAAUAUAUGCAUUAUAAUAUAAUUGUGUUUUAUUUUUUCCUAAACUGUUUUCAUGUCUUCCUAAUUAUUUAUUGUAUUUUUGAAUUAAUUUUCGAAAAGAAAAAAGAAAAAGAAAAAAAAAAAUAUGAAAACGGCCAUGUUUUUACUACAGCCACCAUUUAACAGUUUGGCAACAUAAUAAUGAUAUCAUUUGAAAGCUGAGACUUUCCUUUUUCAUUGUACAUAUACUUAAAAUGUGUUUCUUGUCAAAAUGACUCAAAAUGAUGGUGCAAGUCAUAUAGAGACUAUGGAGAAGUGCCAGAAACUGAGGAUCUGACUCUGACAAAUUAUUAGACAGGAUUCUUGGUUGCCUUAAUUUCAAAUGUACCAGUUAAUUUAAAUUUCUAGGUUAAUGAAUCUGUGAACUUCUAAAUUCUAUUUGCAACUUUUGCCUUGCAAUCCACAGCCUUCUUUGCUCGCUCUAAUGCCAGAUUAACCAACCGAUCUUUGUGCAUGCCCUCACAGAGAUUGCAUGCCAUAUUAAACCCUUUAAACCUGACCCAUAGCAGCAAACAUGGUGUGGAGCAAACUGACAGAGGUCAAGACGAAACCUUUGUGUCUCAGCAACUGCCAUAUGCACAUUUCUCUCCACUAAACCAAGGUUAUCAAAAGUCCCGAAGCCUGGGCACCAUAACCAGCAAGGCCCGAACGCUGGCCGAGGUGGUAUCGAUGUCCACCGGGUCCUGUGGCCCACCUGUUCUCCUGCGGCGGUCCCAUUCUCCAAUCCCCUCCAUUCUCUAAGAAAUGGAGCAGUUGUGUAGUUAGAGCUGUCUCCCUGGGUCUUCCUCCUGCUCUGCUGCCUUCUGUUCUCUGCGCUGUUUGAUUUGGUCUGGUCUGUCUUGUUCUCUGGUCCUUGUUUUCUGGAGCUGUGUUUUUGUCUCCUCCCCUCCUCCUUUUCCUCUUCCGUCCGUUUUGCUUGUUUCUUGUCUUUACGUACCGACUCUCAACUCACACAAAGCCAUCAGAGAGAAAGAAAACCUCCAAAUGAUCUCAGGGAAAUUUUUAACGAUUUCCUAGUUACAAGUGUUUAUCAGACACAAUAAAAGAACUGGGAUGAGAAAGGUAAACCUUUCUUUUAGAGCACACUGUUGUUGUUCCUGGAACCACUUCAGAACUGGAAAGACUUGCAUCGUCCCUUCAAACGAUAGAAAUAAUGAUAUUUUUAAGGAUUUACUAUGAAUAUUUACUUAUAAAUCCUCUCCUGUCUGAGUAUAUUCUCACAUAAAAUCCUUCCAGGCACCUGGAAGACGAAACGCCUUUUUAUCAGUGUCUUUUUUGGUUUCGUUUAGCUGUUUAAUUUUUACCGUACUUCCCCUUUGCACUGGUGGAGUCUUCCUCCCUUCUUUCUUCAUCGCCUCAUUAACAAGACCCCAGGUAGGAGGUAUCAGGACUCCCUUUUUCUCGCUGUCCACAGCAAACAUCUCUCCUUCCUCUGCACUUCUUUCACUCUCCCUGUGCAUUUCUGUUCAUCUCUCUUUCUCCGACCUCUUUAGCCCUGGAUUGCGAAAGCAACCCAAAUGAACGUUUUUACAGUGCAGACAAAAGGGAAGUCUUAUUUUCGCAGCCCAUUUCCUCCUCAUUCUGUGAGCUGAAUGAACACAAGGCCCAAUGGCAGGAUGACCCUGAGCAAUCCCAUCCUCCCCUGUAUUUUCUACUGCAGAUCCCUGCAAAGAGGAAACUGCCCUAGUUAAGUAUAUGCAGUCAGAGGUGCUCAAAGUGACCUGAGAAGGCAGCAGCAUCUCGAAACCCUGGUUUCCCUUCUUCAGCCUUGCUGGACUCCACACAGUGGCCAGAGGGAUUUCAGGCUGGAGUCCAAAGGAAGGACGUAUAUGUAGAAAGAGAGCACAAUAGAGGAUGUUGUUAGUCGACGCAGUGGCAAGCAUUUUUAUCCAGAUUCCGACUGUCUGAGGAAUCUCAUGGACCAGGACUUUUUUUAAGGAGGACCUUAAGGACCAUCGACCGAAGAGUGCGAUGAGCAGAUGGCUUUAAAGCCAGCAAAAUGAGUUUUAUAAUCAUAAUACUAAUGAUAGUACCUGCAGUGACAGAUGUAGUGGACUCUUACCUGUUCAUUUUAGCAUGAGCUGCAUGGUGUUACAUUAAAAAAAAAAAGAGGAAAAUAUUCUAUAUCUGUUAUGAAUCUGUCUGUACAAAACAAAUAUUUUCUUUCAAGAGUUCUUGACUUUUGCAGAAUUGACAUGUAGCCAUGGAUAAUGAGAUGUUCAGAGACCAUGUUCUUUAUUUCAGCAACUGAUUUCUUCAUUCUGUCUUUGUUGUUAACCACAUGACUCAGCUCUGGUCACAUUGACCUCAAAUUCCGAAUGAGGCGCUAGUGGUUACUGCCGUCAGAUAGAUUGUAAAUUCCACUUUUCAACUUUGUUUCUGUCUGGCAUGCUUGUGAUUCUGGAUCUUUUUAGAGAAAAAAACUGAGCAAAAUGAGUUAUUUUUCUGUUUUAUGUCUUACUUACUUGGUGAAUAGAUCCUGUGGAAACUGUCGUGAGCAACUGUUUAUUUCACAUAUCAAGUGCAGACUUUUAACAGUGUUAUUUUUGGAGAAAAAAACAUCAAAAAACGAGAAAAAUGGCAUCCUGUUGAGAUGUUUUACAUUUUCUCUCAUUACUUUUAGGUACUAAAACACAAAGAAAAGCAAAAAAGACAAAUGUAUAUUUACAUUAUAAGAGAAUUGUAUGCAAUUUAACUAACUUUGGGGAAAGACAAAUGCAUGCACUAUGUUAUGCAACAAUAACUGCAUAGAAAAACAGGAAAACAUGACUACAACCAUAGCAUGAAAUAAAUUUUCUAUGAAACCUGUUAGAGCGCUUGGGUUUUUAAUUAAUUAAUUUAUUUAUUUUCAUUGAUUGCAGUGGAAUGUUUGUUUUAUUUCUGUUUCUCUCAUUGGACGAUGUACCAAUACUCUCUUUGACCUGAAGUCGACAGGCACAAAGAGCUGAAUUGGAAGGUCUUUGAUGCGAGUGAAAAGAAAAAGAAAAUACAGUAUGUCUCCAGGUGGAGCAGCAUGGCAGACUGCACUGAUGAGCAUGGUGAUGAAUUAAACCAUUAACAUUUGAAGGAAACAGUGAAACACCUGCAUGCUGUGAACGAGCUGAAGUUUUGAACAAGCGGUGUCAACAUACACUCUGCUCAAUGAGGUAUGAUGCUAAAGCCUGCCUUAUACGCCUGCUAAAUGUGCUUGCUAGCAGACCGCAUUAACGUCACCCUCUGCUCUCCUUUCAUCCCUUCCUCCUACUCCUCCUGACCCCUUCCAUGUCUCCUCUGCGCUGGCUCGCACGUCAUCCCGCACCCUCUUCACCCGUCUUUGUUCUCUAGGUGUCUGGGUAAUAACUCGUCUGUUGUCUCUCUUCUUUUUUAUGUCUGUAGAGGCUUCUCGGCAGGGCCGGCACAAACCGCCUGCAGACUCUGUGUGUGUCAUGAAUCGUGGUGUUCCAACCACUGUGUGCAUGGCCCAGAACACCCCUCCCACUUCUUGAUAACGCUCUAUAAGUCUGUUUGUUGUACACGAAUGGGUGGAAGACCCCUUUCUACACAUUUAAAUGUAUUUCAAAGGGACUUUUUUGUUGGUGGCUGAUAGUACUGUCAACUUGUAGUGGUGUGUAAAAUGUGUAUUUGAGUGCAUGCGUGUUAAAUAUGUGUGUGUUUUUGUACGUGUGUCUGUACUGUAAAUAUGCUUUUCGUGUUGCCCACGCUUGCGACUGAAUAUUUAGAGUAUCUAGUAAUCUUUACAGGGUUAUAAGGUCAAACCUAUCCAAUACGUUUUUGCUCUUUUUGUGAAUCAUAACAAAUAUUCACAAAGCUGCCUUUAAAUUAGAAUGGGCUCAAACUAAUGAUGUUGUUCUCUGUUGUGCUGCUGCUGUAAGUCAUCAGUUGCCUUUGUUUGCUGUUUGCACUUUUAUAUUAAACUUUUACAUUCCGGGGCUCAACAAUAAGAAUCCUUUGAACGUACAUGAAUUUAUUUCCUUACGUCAAAAUGUACGACAAAUACAUAUGUUUUGUUAAAGGGUUAGAAAUUCUAUCAUUAUUUACUCCACCUUAUGUUGUUCCAAACUGGUGGUGUGAUUUCUUGCUAUGGAACAUGAAAGAAGAUAUUUUGAAGAAUGUUCAUUUCUCAUUGACUUCCAUUGAAGUUUUUGUACAUACAAUGGUAGUCAAUGCUAUUGACUCAAUGGGAAACUGGUUUCUAAUAUUCUUCAUAACAUGUUAUUUUAUGUGCUGCUAAAGAAAGAAAUGCAUACAGGUUGUGAAUGACAUGAGGGUGAGUAAGUUGUGACAGAAUUUUCAUUUUUGUGUGGACCAAUUUUUAAAGAAAUUUCACAGUAUAAGACAAAUAACCUUGAUCUUGGUGGCCUUUUUCAGCAGACUUUGCAGACCUUGCAAACUUUUUCCAUGUAUUUAUGUAUAUAAAGAUCAAUAAACAUAGUCACAAUAUAGCACUGGUCUGACUGAUCAUCUGACAACUGAGCCAAACCCCCAAGCCCUUAUUGUUGAGCCCUGUAUUUGCUUAGUUUAUAAAUGCCAGUGGACAAAUUGUAUGUAUUUAUAAUGUUCUUAAUUCCAUUCUAACUCUUUCUUUCCUUGAACCCAGCAAAGACAUCAGUACACUCCAGUAAAAGCAAGUGGUUAUUUAAAUGAAGUGAGAUUUUAAACUUUUUAAACAGAAAGUAUGUCAAACACACAUUGAUGUGUUCUUUUAGAAUCAUGCAGUAAAAACUGACAUCAGUAUAUCUAUAUCCAGUUAGUUUGAAGUAAACUCACUGCCAAUGAGUUAGACAUGUUUUUAAUGGAGUUUUUAAAAUCUACAGGUGAAGAAACCAGAUUAAGUAGCAAUACUUCCUAAGAAGCUUUGUUGCAAAUGUUGUGUUGAAUUAGUCGGUAAUUCUCUCAAUAGGUUCCAAAAUAGAUAUUACUAAAACAGUACAUUUAAUACAAUCUAACAUUUUCACAAAUAAAAACCUUCUGCCUUUUAAAUUAUUUAUUUAUUUUUUACAUUAUAGAACAAGGCUACACUUCUCUGUUGAGUGGUUCACUUUAAACCGAAGAGAAGCUAACAGAUAAAUGUCUCUGUAUUUUAAAGGGGUCAUGAACUGAGAAACCAAAUUUCUUCCUCUUCUCACAAAUAAGAGAUCUUUGUACUAUAAAAACAUCCUGUAAGUUUCAAAACUCAAAACUCUCUUGUUAGUCUAAAAACAGCUUAUAUUGAAGCCAGUCUGCCAAAACAUCACCUCUAUGAUGUAAUAUUGUGGAUAAGUAUGGCCUCCGCAGAAGAAGAUCAACGCCUGCUUCUACAGCGGUGCCUGUUUAGCCCCGCCCAUCGAUUCGCGCAUGUAGUGUUUAUGAGAGAGGUGAACAUGCAGGUCUACACAGAAACCAAACGAUAAUGAUGCUCCAAACACAAAAAGUGGCUAUGCAGUGCCAAGUUGUGGAAAAACAGUCUUUCUAUUGCUUUCCUUCUGAUCCCAACAUUAGGAAAGUUCCAGACCGUGUCGGUAAGAACUUGGUCGUUUGUUCACUUCAUUUUACCGUGGAUUCGUUUACAAACAAGGCACAAUUUGACACAAGAUUUUCAGAAAGAUCAAAACUAAAAGAAGAUGCUGCGCCGACUGAGUAUUUAUGUGGUUUUAACCUAAAUCACAGCAGCGUCCAUCUGUGAAGGAUGUAGGCUGUCAAACAUGCACAACUAUUAGCCAAUCAUAUCUGUGGGCGUUUACUUCCGAGUUUACAAACUGCCACGCCUAUUUAAACAGAGCGUUCUGAUGAGGGGGGUUAAAAACAGGACAGAAAAUAGCUAAAUCAUGUUUUUUGAUGUAAAAAAUCUUAAUAACAUUAUAAGUGGACCUCAGAGAACAGCACAAAAUAAAAGGCAGUUCAUGACCCCUUUAAGCACCAAGGUUGACCAAGUAUAUGUUUGUAAAUAUUGCAGUAAUAUUACCUAUAUUAUACUAUGUAGCUAAACUUUGCAAGGUUAUUCAUAGGCAAAUCUUUCUCACAUCCUUAUAGCUACUAUACAAUCCGCAUUCGUUAGGUGGAUUAAGAAACGUUAUUAAUGAUUGCAAACUGCAUGAUGUUGAUGGUAAAUAUUAAAUAUACCUCAGUUCCACAUGUGCAUUUGAAAAAGUAAAAUAAAAGCAUUUUAUGAAAAUAAACUAUAUAGGCAUGAUUCCAGUUGCACAAUGAGCUAAAUAUAACUGAAUUCUGUUGAGAGGAUGCUUCAAAGGCUCUUUUAUUGCUUUUAACAGAUUACCAGUUUUGUUGCUAAUUGCAGUUAUCAGCUUGUCAGAAAGGCUGCAUUUCAAAUGAACUCUCUAUGAUAACCUACUAUUUAUUUAACCAACUAAAUGUUUUUAGGGGGACUUCUAAGGAUUUUAGUAAAGACAUAUUAAGUUUAAGAAAAAUAAAUGAACCAUUUGAAUAACUUUGUUGUAUUUGUCCUUUUAUAUACUGUAUAUCUUUAAUUCUUUGCAUGUCUGUCAUAUAUGUCUAAAUACAUCCUAAAAUGUGUCAAAUGAAAUGUUCCCAAGGUU
Messenger RNA from Onychostoma macrolepis, 10515 nucleotides. It is a transcript of the gene kcnc1a, whose product is annotated as potassium voltage-gated channel, Shaw-related subfamily, member 1a. NCBI's taxonomy places the organism in Eukaryota, Metazoa, Chordata, Actinopteri, Cypriniformes, Cyprinidae. Gene Ontology annotation, molecular function: delayed rectifier potassium channel activity; protein binding. The record is from RefSeq and is a predicted model, not a curated record. Bases 1020 to 2834 code for a protein of 604 amino acids. The transcript has 4 exons. Gene Ontology annotation, biological process: potassium ion transmembrane transport; protein homooligomerization. Gene Ontology annotation, cellular component: axon; neuronal cell body membrane; voltage-gated potassium channel complex.